Messenger RNA from Thecamonas trahens ATCC 50062, 1250 nucleotides. RefSeq names its product Rad51 DNA recombinase 3. The transcript has 2 exons. Gene Ontology annotation, cellular component: replication fork; Rad51C-XRCC3 complex; Rad51B-Rad51C-Rad51D-XRCC2 complex. The coding region runs from base 20 to 1237 and encodes 405 amino acids. Gene Ontology annotation, molecular function: ATP binding; ATP-dependent DNA damage sensor activity; crossover junction DNA endonuclease activity. Gene Ontology annotation, biological process: meiotic DNA recombinase assembly; DNA repair; reciprocal meiotic recombination. The record is from RefSeq and is a predicted model, not a curated record. NCBI's taxonomy places the organism in Eukaryota, Apusomonadida, Apusomonadidae.
GAGGACGCGGGUAGGCAGCAUGCGUCCGCUGUCGACGCUUCCCAUUCCGCCGUCUGUGCAGGGCGCGUUGAGUAGGGCUGGCUUUCACACCACCGACGAUGUGGGUGGAGUGGGUGCCGUGGCGCUCUCUGAGGCUGCAGGGAUCACGCGGCGGCAGGCGCUGGACGUGCUGAGGGCGGUGCGCGGCAAGGGCGAGGGAGCAGGCAGCGGCAGGAGCGCGGCGGUGUCGCUAGCGGCGCUGGUAGGAGGCGGAACGGCGCAGGAAAGUGGGGCGGAAGAGGUCGGUCGGUCGGCGUACGCGUUGCUGCUAGAAGAGCGGCAGCAAGUGCCGAUCAUCACGUUCUGCGCCGAGGUGGAUGAGAUGCUCGGCGGCGGGGUGCCGCUGGGCAAGGUGACCGAGUUUACGGGCGCGCCGGGCAUCGGCAAGACGCAGCUCGGGAUGCAGCUCGCGGUGGAUGUGCAGAUUCCCGAGGCCUUUGGCGGCGCCGGCGGGAGCGCGAUCUACAUCGACACAGAGGGUUCGUUUGUGGUGGAGCGGGCGGUGGAGAUUGCGUCUGCGGUGGUGAGCCAUCUCGACGCGCAGGCGGCGGCCGAUGGGGUGGCCCACGGGCUCAGUCUUGAGUCUGUCCUCAGCUCUAUCGCCUACUAUCGGGUUCACUCGUACGUGGAGCAAAUUGCUCUCAUCAACCUGCUGCCGGGCAUUGUGGAGGAGCUGGGCAACGUGCGGCUGGUGGUCAUCGACUCGGUUGCUUUUCACUUUCGGCACGACUUUGCCAACAUGGGUGUGCGAACACGGGUGCUCAACGGGAUGGCGCAGUCGCUGACACUGCUGGCGGAGAAAGCCGGACUCGCGGUGGUACUGAUGAACCAGGUGACGACCCGCGGCAUCUCCCAGGGCCAUGCGUACCUAGCGCCAGCGCUCGGCGAGUCGUGGGGUCAUGCCGCCACCGUCCGUGUCAACCUGUUUUGGGACAACGGCGCGCGUCUGGCGUUGCUCUUCAAGUCGCCAUCGCACUCGCAGGGCUCGGCGCGGUUUGCCGUCACCGUCCAGGGCAUCCGGUCCGAGCCACCCGAUGAGCCGCCGCCGGGCACCUCACCCAAGCGCGGCAACAAGCGGCUGCGGGCAAGUGCUAGCACUGGCGGAGAGGAGGCGGGCGCAAGUGAGAGCGUUGCGCGCGAGGAGGAGGCGAUGAAGGUAGGCGCAGGUGCCACCAAGCGCCAUCACCCACUCAAGUAAACAGUGUUGAGCG